CGAGAUACACAUGUAGUAGUUUUAUGUAAUUUUAUUUCCUUGUUGAGAAUGGCAGCAACUGACAACAUAAGGGUUGCUAUCAGGGUUCGUCCUCUAAUAAAAAGGGAAAAUGAUUUUCAUCAACCAAUACACUGGAAGGUUGAUGGAAACACCAUUACACAAUUGUCGAAUGCAAAGAUACUGCCAAACUCAUCCUACUUUUUUGAUGUUUAUGAUGAGUUUGGCAGACCUACAGUCCUUUCUGCCAUGGACGGAUUCAAUGGAACUCUUUUUGCGUAUGGGCAGACAUCAUCUGGAAAGACUCAUACCAUGAUGGGAGAUGGAAAGUACAAAGGAGUCAUCCCCAAAGCUAUUGGGGAAAUUUUUGACUAUAUUGAAAAGAAUCCUUCUAGAGAAUUUUUAAUACGAGUUUCAUACAUAGAGAUCUACAAUGAGGACAUCAAAGAUCUGCUGAAUCCUGCGAAAACCAAUCUCAAAAUACAUGAAAAUGCUCAGAAACAAGUCUACGUUGGUGAUCUGACAGAGGAGGUGGUAUCCUGUAGCGAAGAUGUCUUCAAACACAUGAUGCGAGGAGAGAAAAAUCGACAUUUUGGUGUUACUAAUAUGAACGACCGCAGCAGCAGGAGUCAUACAAUUUUUCGGGUGGUUAUCGAGAGCCGUGAAAUGAUGGACGAAAGCAAGACUCCUGAUACAAUAGACGGCGCAGUUCGAGUAGCACAUUUGAACCUGGUUGACUUAGCAGGCUCAGAAAGAGCGUCGCAAACUGGAGCUUUUGGUCAAAGAUUGAAAGAAGGCGGGCACAUAAACAAGAGUCUUCUGGCCCUGGGCUCUGUUAUAGCCAAGCUAAGUGAAGGAGAAAGUUUUAUACCAUUCCGGGAUUCAAAGCUAACCCGAAUAUUACAGUCGUCGCUCGGAGGAAAUGCAAAGACCUCCAUGCUAUGUACGAUCACUCCAGCGGCGAUUGAAGAGUCAAUUAGUACUUUAAAGUUUGCCAGCCGAGCGAAAACCAUCAAAAACUGUCCAGAAGUUAACGAGAUUCUACUCCUAGAGUAA
This is a messenger RNA of Pocillopora verrucosa, 1053 nucleotides long. Lineage: Eukaryota; Metazoa; Cnidaria; Anthozoa; Scleractinia; Pocilloporidae. The record is from RefSeq and is a predicted model, not a curated record.